Orbicella faveolata is the source of this 2918-nucleotide messenger RNA. RefSeq lists its product as uncharacterized. The record is from RefSeq and is a predicted model, not a curated record. NCBI's taxonomy places the organism in Eukaryota, Metazoa, Cnidaria, Anthozoa, Scleractinia, Merulinidae.
GCUGUUGGUAAAAUUAAGUUUAGCCUAAGUUUUCUGUUAGUCACCUUAGCUAAUCUAAUCUCGUACACAGCAGAUAUGCAUCGAUUCACCGUUUGGUUUACAGAUUCCGUUAUUUCGUCAUUAACAGGGCGUGUUUGAUGUGUUUUAAAUUGAGGAGAUUUACGGAACGCAAUGUAUCUGUUUUCGCACUCAACAGGAAAAUCUGUCGGCGACACAGAGAAACUCUGGGGAAGUCUGAAUGAAACCAAACAAGAAAUUAGAGAAAUACAAGCCAAGAAAAACUAACUUGCUGCCGGAGGAAAUACGUCCUUGGACGGCGAUAACACCUCCGGAAAUCCUGAGAGCUUUUUUAAUUCAACAAACAAAAGAUUGGAAAGGCUGGAAAACGAGUCACGAAAUUUGAUCGAAGACAUCGAAAAGGCGGCAAAAAAUCUCUCACGCACAGAGUUAGAGAUAUCGAUGGUAAAGGAGGAGCUACAGAUUGAACUUGGUACGUUGCAGAAGCACAUUAUGCUUUUGAACACGUCUCUUUUAGACAAGAUCAACGAUGUUAGUAAGAAGACUGGCCCAGUUGGACCGCCAGGCCCUCCUGGAAAUUCAGGCAUCAAUGGAACUCGAGGUCCCACUGGUCCCAUUGGUGAAAGAGGCUUAAAUGGCUCUGCAGGGUCCCAGGGCCCUGUCGGACCCCGCGGAAGUGAUGGUUCUCAAGGCCUUCCGGGCAGUCCAGGUCCACCGGGCCCUGGAAACCUGAGUUAUUGUCAUUACAAAAUGGAGAGUUCUACCGGUGUCAAUAGUGGUUCAGAUGCAAACGUUGACGUUGUUGUGAAAGAAUUGAAAGAUGUAAAGAUUAUUGGAGUGACCUGUUCAUCGAAUGACGUACAGAUGCACACCUUAUCCAGCAUUGUCGACCAAGGAUUUCGAUACUACAGUUGCCGCUGUCGUGGAACCAUGGGCCUUGGUGCUAGAAACAAAAUGGUCUGCUACAUUCAUUACUGGGAGUGUCGUUUACUCACAUGAAGGGAAUUACUUGGUCCUGGGAAAUGCAUUAUCAUUUGAUCUGUUUAAGUAUUCUUUGUCUACUCCAUGUGGGUACUUUGCCUUCAGAGAACCCGUUAAUUUGUGAGCGACUGAUCAUUGUCCAGUCCGCGACUUACGUCCAGUUGUACCUUAUUGACUGUAGGAUAGCGUGGCAACCUUUUAACACUUCUUGUUUUACUUGCAUCAUACGAAGUAAUGUAAUGAUAUUCGAUACCCUGAAAGACAUACAUGUAACAUUUGAUUUCACUUUCUUGUUAACUGAUAAAAUAAUAAACUGACGAUGAUUGAAGUUACUGUCGAAACAUGUAUUUGAAUCUCAAAAGCGUUGUCUUUUUAAAAAAAAAUGUUCCUAAACUGAUACUAACGACCGCAUUCACCCUUUAAGCCCCAGUUACGCAUAUACGCGUAAUUAAUGGUCGUGCUCUUUGUACCACUUGUGACGUCAUUAAUUUAAAUGUCACCAGAUAUUCUUGAUAAGCAGAUAGUAGAGCUAAGAUGAACCUUUCGGUACAACGGUCGAUUUUGGAUAUCGACGACAUUCGGACGUAACAAAUUGAAAAACAAUGUUAUCAGUUUUGGUGCAAAAAUGGUGGUAAAAUGGUUCACUAUGCCUAUAACUGAUCAAGGUCCACUUCUCAUAAUUGCUCAUAAUUAAGUCCAAAUUUUGGCUUAUGCGCAUGCACCGAAUUGAAAUACUGCACAAUUUUGUACCUAAUCUUCGGGAAAUCUAUCUUUUUGGUAAAACAUAGCUUUUUUAAGCAAGACUUAAUUAGGCCCAUGUAGCGUCACGGCAGCCAAAAAAGCUGAUUAAACGGUAUUUUUUGGUGAAAAUCUGGUCCCAAAAGGGUUAAGUCGUUUAGCGUUUCAACAGUAUGGCUGGGUGUGUGGUAUUCCAAGGGGAAAGAGUUUCGAGGAACAGACGGAUGGCAUAUUGUAACCAAGCCAAUAAUUCUCUAUUUUCACUGCACGUGACUUCAUCAAAAUCUAAAGUCAUAAAUGACAGGCAACUCUACCUUUCAUCGCCUCUAAGAAUCCAUAUCUUCUUACAAACUUUCCAUCUUAGAACAAGUGUUAAUGUCAAUUACAGGAGGGCAGACGACCGAUUAAAAACCAAAAGCAUAUUCAAGAUAGUUCCAUUUAUUUUUGACUUCCAUAUUUGUACUUCUCCAAGGGAGAGAAUUAUGGCGUUUCCACGCUGGGCUCUGUAAAUUCGUGUACAAAAUUUUGCUGUUAAUUCGGGUACAAAAUACCACUGACGUUCGGAAAAGUAGAUUGUCCUAUUCAUCGUUCAUUACAUUGUUAUUCCAUGGUUUCGAUUUUACUUUUCAGUUAUCCCAUGAAACCUCAACCAAUCAAAACUAUUACUUGAAUGGGGUACGACGUGAUGUUAAACGGGAAUAACAGUGAAACUCGAUCACAAAGUAGGCAUGUUUCGUUUUCAAAUUUUCGAUUUCAAUAAUGAUAAAUUUAGAAAGUGGCGAUACAAAUCCAACGUCAUUAAUUCUACUGCACCUUAACAGAGGAUUCACUCACCUUUUGGAUUCAAGUACUUUAGAUGUUUCUGUUGCUAGCGAUAAGGGCGCGACGGUAGUGUCAACCUUUUAAAACCUUCGAAAGACGGUUAAGGCGGGCUUAUAAAUUGAAUUAAUCAGAUCCAUAGUGACGGAUUCAAGACAUCUCACAGCUCAUAAAGGGUAUUAUGCAUGAUACAGGUUUCUCUGUCCUAAAUUGUAAACAGCUUUCAAAUUAGAAAGCCUUCUUCUGUUAUUAAAAUUUAUUUCGAAAAUGUCCCAUCAGAGACAAAAUAGAACCAAGAAAUAAUCUUAACUUCGCUAAAACGACCAUACCGUUAUUUAUCGCUGCCUAAGCUAUUAUUUCUU